AUGUUGAGCAUAUGUACGAAGUCGGAGCAAAAGUGGCUUCAAUGUGUUGAUCAAUUGAAUGAUUUGAGAAUAACAAAUUAUGUAAGAUUGUCUGGAUUCCAACCAUCAGUUCGUCUGUUUCAAACACCGUUAAACUACGGACUUCUCGAUAUACAAAUUCCAUUUACAAUAAAUAGUGAGAAUCAUAUGAAUGAUAUGUUGAAUGAACGUUAUGUUUUGUCGAAUAGUAGUGAUGUAAUUCCAAUGUCUAACGUGAAGUCAAGUGUGAAAAUGAGAAAGCGCAAUGUGCAUCAUCCGAAGUAUUUCAAUGUGAAAGAAGCACUUCAUGCUAUUGAAGUAGGGUUAUCUGAUGACGCAAAGCCGGUCAACGGAGGAUCGAUCAUUGUUGUACAACUACCAACGAGUGCUUGCAGUCCCACCAAACCACCAGAAAGUCUGGAUCUCAUAGUAAUAGUGAAGUCGUGUAUCUAUUGCUUUGACAAACGAUCGUACGCUCGAGACACCUACAUGAAAUCACACCUGUGGAAAGAUUUCCGAAUUCGAUUUGUUUUCGUUGUUGGAUUGCCAACCCCAAAUGAAACGGAUGUGUAUCAUUUCGACGGAGUCACUGUGAAUCUUGGUCGGAAGGCUUCUGAACUCUCUAAACUUUACGAGAGCUCACGAUGGAUUGCUGCUAAGAAGCUGAGUGACGAGAGUGGAAAAUUCAAUGAUAUGUUGGUCGGGUCAUUUCAUGAUACGUAUUUCAACUUGACGUCCAAGAUGAUAUUGUCAUAUCGAUGGGCUGCUACAUUUUGUAAGGGACAAACACCAUUGUAUCUGUUCGUUGAUGACGAUUAUGCAUUACUGCCUGAAAACACUAUUCGACUUGUCAGGAGUCUGAAUGCUUCUGUUUCGAGAUCGACCGUAGGAGGUUUUGUGCAUUAUACAAGUGUAGUGGCAAGACCGUCAAAGGAGAAGUUCGAUUUGAAAUGGUCGAUUUCAGUGAAUGAAUACCCAUGGGAUUACUAUCCACCCUACUUCUAUGGAAUAGGUUAUUUGUUGGGUUCAGAUAUUGUCAGUGAUGCUUCUGUGGCUAUGGCUUUCACACAAAGCAUUCGUAUAGAUGACUCAUUUUUAGGAAUUGUGUUGAGUCGACUAAACAGGACACUGACUAAUAUGAAGGAGUUUUCGUUGGAUGAAUCAAUACCGGAAAAUAAAUCUUGUCUAGUCAUUAUCGAUAUAGAUAUUGCGGGUGAUGUUAUUAAUUGGAAAACUGGCGACAUUAUGAACUAUUAAUUACAUUUUUCUACGGUAAUUGGAUGAAAAUUCACAGUUUUAUUUUCAUUUUAACUUAUUUUGACAUAAAUGAUACUCUUAACCUGUUGAGUACUCCGUCUGAAUGAACUAAUGCAUUAGUUAACGUGAAAUAAUUGUGUAUCAAACAAAUAGCUUAUCAAAUAAUGUUGUGAUCUCAGUAUGUACUGUCGAAUCAACUUUUGGAAUACUUAAUCAACUUAUUUUGUUAAAGUGUUUCCGAAUGCAAUGCAAUUGUUCAAUAUAUUUUCUAAAAUUAUUUUUAUACUAAUACAUUAUUCUACGCUGUUACUUUAUUUGUUUGUCUUCGUUAAACUUUAUUAAAUAAGUAACCAUCGUGUACAUUCUGUCCUUACGUAUUAUUUGUUAAUUGGAAUAAAAAACCUAUUCAC
Schistosoma curassoni is the source of this 1685-nucleotide messenger RNA. The record is from the annotation of a GenBank genome assembly. NCBI's taxonomy places the organism in Eukaryota, Metazoa, Platyhelminthes, Trematoda, Strigeidida, Schistosomatidae.